UGGAUUGUCAUUCAGCAGAGGAUUGAUGGCUCGCAGAGUUUCAAUCAAUCGUGGAACAUGUACAAAUUCGGAUUUGGAACAUACUAUACAAACUUUUGGAUGGGCCUGGAGAAGAUGCACCAAUUAACGACAUCGGCUGAUUACAGGUUGAGAUUCGAAGUUCUCAUCAGUGGUGUUUGGUACUCCGAUGAAUAUGAUCAUUUCAAGAUCAAUUCAGAGCUUGAAAAAUAUUCCAUCAACGUAUCUGGAUACAGUGGAGAUAAGGCUGAUGUUCUGAACUAUCCUAAUUCCAAAAGCGUCCACAAUGGUAUGAAGUUUACAACUUAUGAUCAAGACAACGAUCUUGCACCAUUCAAUUGUGGUCUGCAGUAUGCCUCAGGGAAUUGGUUCAAUUGGUGUGGUUUUCAAAAAAUAAAUGAAGUGUAUGGUUCAUAUAAUUUUUAUUACGCUUAUUCUCCUACCAUCACUUACUGCCGGAUGAUGAUGAAGCGUAACGCUUAA
Messenger RNA from Helobdella robusta, 501 nucleotides. RefSeq lists its product as hypothetical. The record is from RefSeq and is a predicted model, not a curated record. The annotation marks the transcript as partial. The transcript has 3 exons. NCBI's taxonomy places the organism in Eukaryota, Metazoa, Annelida, Clitellata, Rhynchobdellida, Glossiphoniidae.